Miscanthus lutarioriparius is the source of this 2709-nucleotide messenger RNA. The record is from the annotation of a GenBank genome assembly. NCBI's taxonomy places the organism in Eukaryota, Viridiplantae, Streptophyta, Magnoliopsida, Poales, Poaceae.
AUGGCCUAUGGCAAGCUCCAAAAGAGCUCCAAAAGAACCCGUACAUCUUCUGCAGGAAACCUAUGGCCUGCAGGGCAGCCUGCUCAUAACCAGAAGCGCAACAAUCUUCCAUGGACGCCCAGAAGAAAAAGCUACGACAGCGCCGGACCGGGCCAACACAAGCUAUUUGACUUCUUCGAAGAGACGAGACUGUUGUCAUAUGAAGAGUUUCAGGUUCGGAGAAAUGCACAAAAAUCAUUGCAGCAAGCACUCAAGGCAAGGGCAGCCUAUUGGAAGCAGCGGAGCAAGCACAAGGCCAUUCGGGAAAGCGACUCCAACACUGCUUUCCAUCGCGCACAGGCAACUCAGCGCUUGCGCCGAAACUACAUCCGGGUGGCGGGUGCUUCCGUGCCGGCAGAUCUUGAAAGCAUAUAUGACGGGAGGAGCAGCCCCAGCAGCAGCCUUACGGAUCCAUUCACUGAAGCUGAAACCAAGCUUGCGCUGCUCUCUAUGAAUAGAAACAGCGCCCCGGGGCCGGAUGGAUUCGGCCCGGCGUUCUACAAAGCAGCAUGGACAAAUGUCAAGGUGCAGAUCAUGGAAUUCAUGGCGGCUUUUCACCGCGGCGAUGCUGACCUUGAGAGAAUCAAUCGUUCUCACAUGGUGCUCAUCCCAAAGAAGCCUGCUGCGGUGGAUGUCGACGCAUUCAGGCCUAUCUGUCUGCAAAACUGCAGCCUCAAGAUCCUUUCAAAAGUUCUAACCAGAAGGCUACAAGAUGACAUUCCAAACCUUAUUGACCUCAACCAGACGGGCUUCAUCAAGGGAAGGUCCAUCUCGGACACCUUCGUCUAUGCAGUCGAGUUGGUUCAGGUCUGCCAUAAGAGGAGAAGGCCAGCAAUUGUGCUUAAACUUGAUUUCGCCAAGGCCUUUGACACGGUGAACUGGGACGGGAUGUUCAGAGUGAUGCGGGCAAGAGGAUUCAGUGAGCGGUGGAUCGGCUGGAUGAAUACAAUUCUUACUUCCUCCAAGUCGGCGGUGCUUGUCAACGGAUGUCCGGGGCCAUGGAUCACUUGUAAAAGAGGGCUGCGGCAGGGUGACCCAAUCUCCCCUUAUUUGUUCCUCCUGGUUGCUGAAACUCUGCAGGGGUUGAUCAGAAGCUGCGGCGGCAUCAAGCACCCGACUGAGGAGGGACUACCAUGUGCAGUGCUGCAAUACGCCGACGAUACCCUCAUCGUGCUUAAAGGUGAACUCACAGUUCGCAUCACUAUCCGGUCUACAUAUCAACUAUGGAAAAGCACCUUGGUCCCGAUUCACAUGGAUGAGCACAUUGUCACCGAUUGCGUGGAGGUCAUUGGGUGCAGAAGGGAGGGCUUCCCACAGCCCUACUUGGGACUGCCGCUGUCAGUGCACAAAUUACCAUUGUCUGCAUACACACCGUAUAUUCAGAAAAUAGACAGGUACCUCAGCUCUUGGCAGGCAAACUUACUGAACCCAAUGGGCCGGACGGUUCUGGUAAACUCGGUGCUGGAUAGUCAACUGGUGUACUUUAUGAGCUCCCAACAAUUGCCGCCAUCGGUGCUUCAUCAAAUGGACAGAAAGAGGCGUGCCUUCCUCUGGUCUGGGGAAAAGACAGGAAAGUCCUCGCCAGCGAGCUGCCUGGUCUCUUGGAUUCAGGUUUGUGCACCCAAGGAGCUUGGUGGCCUCGGCAUCAAGGACAUGGGAACACAGAACAUAUGCCUACUCCUAAAACUCAUUCACAAGCUUCACGGCCCUCAGUCUUCGGCCUGGGCUCGGUGGGUUCAAGGCCGGGCAUCCUUAUCAACGCUCAAAGGGGACAUCCAUGGGGAACAUUGGGAGGUUCUGCGGUCUCUGCUGCCACUAUACCAGGCGAUCACCACUGUACAUCUUGGCGAUGGGAAGUCUUGCUCCUUCUGGCUUGAUGUUUGGCAUGGGGACGAGGCACUUGCCGACAUCUACCCGGCAUUAUAUAGCCACUGCACAAUCAAAGAUGCCACUGUCUGCGACAUGGUAACCUCCGGACUACAGCAGGCGCUCGUGCCGCGGUUAUCCCAGAGAACAACGCAAGAUCUACAGGUUGUUGAAGGAAUGCUUGCGGACGUCCAGCUGUUGGAGUCACCGGACCACCGCUCCUCAGUUUUCAGUAAGGGCGCCUCUGGGUUAGACAGUGGAGCCAUCUACCGUCUGCUCAAAGCUCGCGGACAUCCAAACGACGAACGGGCAUCGUUUAUUUGGCAGAACUCGGCGCCACCGAGAGUUCAGAUGUUCAUGUGGCUUCUUGUUCAGCGGCGCAUCCAAUGCCGCACCGUGCUACACAGGAAGCAGGUGUUGCAUGAUUGCACAUGUGAGAUCUGUCAUGAGGAAGAUGAGACACCUGAGCACAUAAUCAGUGGCUGUAAGCUCGGAAAUGAAUUCUGGCGAAGGCUCAACAUGACCUCCAUGCUUGGGACAAGUGCGGACAGCUUUCAUACUCUGUCACCGCAAGGAGGGGCUCCAAGGGAAGAAUUCUCAGCCUUCAUCGCCCUGGCAUGCUGGCACCUCUGGAAGGCUAGGAAUGCGGCGGUUUUCAGAAACGAAACACUCACACUCACACAACUGUUUGCAGCCUGCAAGGCAACGGCGGAGCAAUGGCGCUUCAGAUUUUCCAAAAAGAAGAAGCACAUUGCUGAUACAUGGUGUCAGAUUUUCGAGAUGGCAAGACAAGGGCAAGGAUAG